AUGGUUGUCAACCCUGGAAAGAAGGCGGAGAGCGCGGGAGCUGGGAAGAAAUCGAAAGCCUUGGAAUCCAUCAAUAGUCGGCUGGCGCUCGUGAUGAAGAGUGGGAAAUGUGCCAUUGGAUUACGUCAGACCCUAAGGCUCUUGCGUCGAGGAGGCGCUCGGCUGAUAAUUAUAUCCAACAAUGCCCCACCUCUUAGGAAAACGGAGAUUGAAUAUUACGCAAUGUUGUCCAAGACUGGAGUGCAUCACUACAAUGGGUCCAAUCGCGAUCUAGGGACCGCAUGUGGGAAGUACUUUCGAGUGAGCACUCUGGCUAUCGAGGAUCCGGGUAUGUCAUACUUGGUCUUGCCACUAUCUUUCUCUUGCAGGGGACUCUGAUAUCAUCAGGACAGUACCACAUGAUGGCGACGGAAAAUAAGCGUGAAUAAAUCGGGUUUUUCGUACACUUGCCUUUUUACUCUCUGGACUUCGGGUUCGUUGCACAGUAUUCUGAUCCGUCCAAUGUGUGCUGUUCAACGUUGAAGUGCUUCCAAGUAUCAGUACGGCUCAAGCAACCUAGUUACUGGUCCGCGCAUAGUCCAUCGACUAGGGGCUCAUCUGGUUUCAGCCUGCG
Opisthorchis viverrini is the source of this 613-nucleotide messenger RNA. RefSeq lists its product as hypothetical. NCBI's taxonomy places the organism in Eukaryota, Metazoa, Platyhelminthes, Trematoda, Opisthorchiida, Opisthorchiidae. Gene Ontology annotation, cellular component: cytosolic large ribosomal subunit. The transcript is spliced from 3 exons. Bases 1 to 378 code for a protein of 125 amino acids. Gene Ontology annotation, molecular function: RNA binding; structural constituent of ribosome. The record is from RefSeq and is a predicted model, not a curated record.